Molecule: messenger RNA, 7448 nt
Organism: Mugil cephalus (flathead mullet)
Lineage: Eukaryota; Metazoa; Chordata; Actinopteri; Mugiliformes; Mugilidae
Gene: vcam1b
Product: vascular cell adhesion molecule 1b
Exons: 10
Coding region: 3093-5564 (823 amino acids)
Biological process (GO): cell-cell adhesion
Cellular component (GO): cell-cell junction; membrane
Molecular function (GO): cell adhesion molecule binding
Source: RefSeq, a predicted model, not a curated record
AUUAUUAUUAUUAUUAUUUGUCUUAUCAACGCAGCAAUAAUAAGGAUAGUAGAAGAAGAAGAAGGGACCCUCAAACUGAAUGUCAGCAACUUUAAACUCAGGGGAUUAAAGUGUGUGUGAAUGUGAGUGUGUCGACGUCCCAUCGGCCUUAAAGACGGUUUUAGACGUUUGUAAAGUCGAAGAGUUUCGUGUCUUUGGAUCGAACCGUAGAACUGAAUAUAAAAAGUUGACGGAGCGAGAACUUCACGUUGCCCAGCAGCCGCCAUCUUGUUGUCUUCUUGUUUUAUAAAUUAAAAUGAUAAGCUAGUUCUUCUUUCCUCAAAGAACCUAAUGAUGCGUUCACACUCGCGGUCGACGUGGUUGUUUGCAACGAUGACUGAUCAUGUAUCAGGGGAUCGAGUGAAGCAAACACCUUGUUAGCGACAAUAAAAGUUGAAGUAAUAACUUUAAUUUGACGCAACUGUCGCCCUGUUGCUGACGUCCAGCUGCUCCGUCUUUAUUUGGAAACGCAACACGUUGAGUUGCAACUGGUUCCUCAAAAAACAAAGCUGGAGGCAACAGGAACCUGAUGUGUACUUCAUGGGCUGUUGGAAAAAAAAACAACAACUUCUUUUUGCUCACUUCUCAGGGCAACUGCUCAGAAACAAAGCUGAAGCAAGUCCAGUUACUUUGGGUUUAGGUUCUUGAAAUAAACCCAACAACUUGCUCUUGUUUUAAGGCAACUGGUUCUUCAACCGUUUCCUCAAACAUCUAACUCGUCCAGUUCCUUUGGUUUUUUGGGUUUUUGAAAGAAACAAGGCAACUGGUUCCUCAGCUGGUCCCUUGAGAAACCAGCUCCUCAUGAAACGAAGCUGAGACAAGUUCAGUUCCUUUGGUUUUUGGGUUUUUGAAAGAAACCCAGGAAGUCCAGUCGCCCAUUUCUCAGCUGGCAACUGGUUCCUCAAAAAACAAAGCUGAGGCAACAGCAACAGGACUCGUUAUGUUUCUUGAGAGAAACCGAACUUGUGCUUCUUGUUACUUAUUUUUUCUCGUUUCUCAGAGCAACUGGUUCCAAAAAGACAAACCUGAAAAAGUCCAGUUGCUUUGUUUUUUUUGAAGAAUCCAGUUGUAACGGAGUCACAACGUAGCGGCUGUUGUUCUGUCACUGUUGGUGUGAACGUAAAAUUAGCUCAACAUGGAGCGCCGCUGGUUGGAGGCGGGGCUUCAGUGACCUGGCUCCACCCACUCUCUGAUGUUUCUAAACCGUCUGGAGCCGAAGCUAAAAGAAUCAACCUGAACAAUAUUCUGAUCAUGAGCUCUGGACUUUUGAUCAAAUGAAAUGAGGUGAAUAAUUAUCUGGAAACAGUUUGUGAUUUAUUUAUUUUUAUUAACAGAUAAAUUGGUGGUGGAUAAAAUCAUCAGCUGCAGGAGAAACGUUGUGUUUGUGUUUAAGAAGGAACUCUGCGUUUACUCUGCAGCCUGUAGGGGGCGCUGCACUGUCAGACUGAACACGUGUUGGUUUAUUACCUGUAGAGUCAUGUUUUUAAUAAACACACUUCUGUAGGUUUUUUAUUAUUAAUAGUGGAGCGUGAUAACGCGUGAAGUAAUAUUGUAAAGGUACAUUUCCACCACUCGCAGACUCCGGUUAAAACCGGUUAAAAAGGAACCGAGAAACCGAACGGACAAUAACUGGGUUCUGGUUCUUGAAGGAAAAACCCUCACGUUCGUUUCUCUUAAGAAACUCAAACAAAUCCAGUCGCUCUUAUUUCAUCUUUGUCUUUUGGAAAUUUAUUUUGGACGUUGGUGGAAAUAAAACCAACACUUGGAGCUUUUGUUGGCGUCAAAAGAAAAAAAGGGAAAUAUUUUCAACAGAUGAUUAUUUUAAUAAAACAGGCGCCCAAGUGCCUCAAAGAUCCGAAGGUUAAAUGGGAAUAUAAGGAAUUAUAUUUGAUACUUGAGGAGGUUUAUAAAGACUUUUAUUUGGUUUAUUGUUACGUCCUGUAUUUAACGUCUUAUUAACGUGUUUCACGGAGGAAGAGUUGGAAAAUGAUGUAGGUUUUAUUUUUAUGUUAUUUUGUCUUUGACGGCCGAGUUUCUAUCUGAGCAAUAACAUGAAAUAAAAGAAUUAUUCUUUGGACUUGGUUUUACGUGAUGUUCCUUUCUUUCUUUUACUGAGGUUCCACACGGUUCUAAUCCGAGAGAAAAACAGAUGAUUUAAAGUCAAAAUAUUCUACGAAUCCUUGAUAACGAAUCCUUGAGGACUCCACAGACGAACCGGGUCUAAAAACCUCUCAGUCUGACGCUGAUGAGGCAGAGUCAGAGAUAAAAAGUGAAAGUCUGGUCACGUGACGGCGUCAUCAGGUCACUGAUCAAUGAGAAUCAAUCAGACUCUAAUCACUCACUGUUUGGAUCAGUCAGUGUCUCUGAGGUCAGAGGUCAAACACCUGGACUCAUCUCAGCUCCUCUAAAACAUGUUAAAAGCAGCCGGAGCACAAACAAAGUGGGUAGAAGAAGAAGAUGAGAUGUAAAAGAAACCAUUAAAAACAAUAAAAGCACGUUGGGUUAAAAAAACAGAAAAAAAAAAAGAGUUCAGUUUAUUUAUUCUCAUUUAAAGAGGAUAAACGAAUAAAUUACCUUAUUAUCUCAUUUAUUUCACCACGACUGGAGGGAGAAAGUAAAAGAGAAAAGGCGUCAGAACGAAAUCAAAAGUGAGUAUAUUUUCCCUUCGUUCAUCUUGGACUUUCCCUCUCUCCGUCCUUCCCACUCACAGUAAUUAAAAAAAUAAUAAAAGAUGUUUGUUCCAGGUGCAGCGUCGUGUCCCGUCCUGCGGGGGGCGACGUGUCCCGUGUCCUCCCACACGAUGGACAAGAAAAAGGGGGCGUUUGUUUCACCAGAGGGGAGGGAACGAAUCGUCUGAGGUUCAUGAGUCGAACUGAUUGUCUCCCUCACACCUCGACAGACCCACACAAAGGAAACACAGGCGGCGUUUAGCCCUUCGUUCAUCCUCCUAUUCAUCCUUUUAUUCAUCCUUCUAUUCAUCCUUUUAUUCAUCCUCCUAUUCAUCCUUACAUUCAUCCUUACAUUCAUCCCGUCAUUCAUCGUCUGAUGUGAGGAUGGAGCUGAGCUUUUUCUGCAGGAGCUUCAUUCACGUCGUCUCAGUCGUGCUGCUGACGUGGUCGUGGUGCGUUCAGGGACUUAGCGUUAGCGUGUCCCAGAGGAAGGUUCUGUGGCGUCUGAGGGACCGGGGCCAGGUGGUGGUCUCGGUGAAGGACUGCCCCUCCACGCCGGUGAUGUCCUGGUCUCUGAUGGGGGACCGCCACCUGCCGGCGUCCAUCGUCAACAACGCUACUCACUCGGUGGUGACCUUUGACCCAGUGUCCACGGAGGUGGACGGGACGCUGGCCUGCAAAGUCACCUGUGGAGCAGAGGGCAAACAAGUCACGAUCUCAGUGGUGGUCUACUCUUCCCCAUCAGUCCCUGAGGUCACGGGUCACGACGGUCUGAGGGUCGGCGUCAAUUCCAGCCUCUCCUGCCAGGUGGGGGACGUCUUCCCUCCACAGCUGGACCUCACCUGGAUCAGAGGAGACCAGGUCCUGCAGACAGACACUCGAGACUCCACGUCCAUUUCAGUCCCGUCCGUGUUCUGGUUCAUCCCUGAGAAACACGACAUGGGCCAGAAGAUCACCUGCAGGGCCGCGCUGGACCUGGAGGACCUACCGGAGGAGAACCGGACCAAGGAGACCACCGUGGACCUGAACGUCCUCUAUGCUCCCGUUGUCACGGCGAUCUCAGACCCAGUGACGGUGAUGGCCGGCUCUCCUGUCUCCCUCAGCUGCUCUGUGGAGGGGAACCCUGAGCCGGUGGUGGUCUGGAGCCUCAGGACGGAGGAGGGGGGGUCGGUGGAGGUGGGCCGAGGCGGGACGCUGGACUUCAGGUCGGUCAGAGCCUCCGACACCGGAACCUACGAGUGUGAGGCCCGAAACACGGAGGGAAACCAUACGGCCGGCGUGAACGUCACGGUUAACGCUCCGCCCACCAACGCCUCCCUGUCGGUGAGUCCAGGUGAGGAGGUGGUGGAGGGUCAGCGGGUCACGUUUACCUGUAGCUCAGAUGGAGCUCCGCCCCCCACACUGGUCAUCAGACGAAAAGGGGUGGAGCUUAAGAGCAAUGACUCCGCCCCCUCCUCCUCGCUCACCUUCAGCCUUGACUCCGCCCUCCCCGGAGACUCCGCCCUGUACGAGUGUUCUGCCUCCAACCGGUUUGGAUCCCAGACGGUCAAAAGGUCCGUCACUGUCAGAGCUCACCCCCUGCAGGUGGAGGCGAGUCCUCAGCUCUCAGCCGAGCGACGCUCCGCCCUCAUCCUGACCUGCCGGGCGUCCGGGUGUGUCCACCCCCCCAGCCUCACCUGGAGGAGGACGGACACGGGGACGGGGGACGGACACGGAGCCGUCCUCCAGAAGACGAAGCAGCAGGACGGGACGUCUCAGCUCCACCUGCAGGACCUGGACCUCCAGGACCAGGGAGGGUACAGAUGUGAGGCCGAAUGUGACGGCGUCGUCCGGACCAGAGACAUCCAGGUCCACAUCUACUCGUUCCCGUCUGAUCCGGUUCUGGAGGACCCCGGUCCGGUGCUGCUGGGCUCGGAGACGUCCCUUCGCUGUGACGUCCUCGGCGUCUUCUCGUCCAAUAAGCUGAGGCUCCGCUGGCUCUCUGGGAACCGGAUGCUGGACACGAAGUCCUUUGGGUUCUCUGGUUCCUUACGGAACGUCUCCUACGUCCUCCAGCACCAGGUCCAGGAGGACGAGCCGGUCCUGACCUGCCGGGCGGAGCUGCUGACGGAGGACGGACACGUGUGGAGGUCCAGGAACUCCAGCGUCUCCCUGCAGGUUCACUACGCUCCGAGGACACCGUCCCUGUCCGUGAGUCCAGGUGAGGGGGUGCAGGAGGGUCAGCGGGUCACGUUUACCUGUCGCUCAGACGGAGCUCCGCCCCCAACACUGGUGCUCAGACGAGAAGGGGUGGAGCUUCAGAGGGCUAGCUCCGCCUCCUCCCCACUCACCUUCAGCCUUGACUCCGCCCUCCUCGGAGACUCCGCCCUCUACGAGUGUGAAGCCUCCAACCAGUUUGGAUCCCAGACGGUCAACAGGUCCGUCACUGUCAGAGCUCCUCCGAGAAACACCACGGUCCUCGUCCUCCCGUCUGCAGAGGUCCAGGAGGGAGAGAACGUCACCAUCUGCUGCCGGGCCGUGAGCUUCCCUCAGUCCGUGGUGGUUCUGAAGAAACUGGCCAACGGGACGGAGAUGUCCUCGUCCAACGGGACGUUCCUGUUGGUCAACGUCACGGCCAGAGACUCGGGGCUGUACCAGGUGAACGUGACCAACGAGCUCGGAUACCAGGUCAAAGUCUUCAGCCUCAGCGUCAGAGAGAGAAGCUCCAGACGUCCUCCCAGCCUCAACGCCGUCGUCAUCCCGGUCGCCUGCGUCGCCGCUGCACUAGCAACCACCGCUCUGGUCCUGGACUAUCUGAGGAGGUCCAGGAAAAAAGGCUUUUAUCAGCUCCCUCAGUCUGCUCCACCUUCAGCCUGAGCUGAACCUGGACUCAGGACUAACGGGUUCACUCAUGAGGCUGAGACCUCUGGACACGUCCUGCUGCUACCGCCAUUUAAAACUGGACCAACGCGUCCCGAACAUUCAGCUACAAACCCCUGAAUGUGGCCUCUGCUUCCAAACGUGGAGGACGUGCACCGACAAACGUGGCAACGAGGGUUCAACAUGUGGCCUCCGCCUCCUUUCACCUGCCGCCGUUCAAUAACAGCAAAGAUCCACGUUCUCAACACGUUGCUGCCGUCUCCCAAUACGUGGCUUGUGCUAGCAUGUGGCUAACACUUCCUAGCACGUGGCUACCGCCUUUAAACUGGCUAACACUGCCUAGCAUGUGGCUAGCACCUUUGCUUUUCAAAAUAUGGCUAGCACGUUCCAAAAUGUGGCUACCACCUACAAGCAAACAGCCACCAACAUCACAACAUGUGGCUACCACCUUCGCACAUCUGGCUAACACUUCCUAGCAUGUGGCUACCACCUGUGAACAUCUGGCUAACACUUCCUAGCAUGUGGCUACCACCUGUGAACAUCUGGCUAACACUUCCUAGCAUGUGGCUACCACCUUUGAACAUCUGGCUAACACUUCCUAGCAUGUGGCUGCCACCACGUCCCAACACGCGGCUCCAAAUAUCAACAUGUGGAGUCAUUUUUAAACAAAUACAAACACGUGACUGAUGUUUUUUCACGAUGCUUCUACAUUUACACAGGCCCAAGCUGAAAGUUAAUGAUCAAUAGUCAGUGACUUUCCUCGUCUUUGUGGAGUAAAGUUUGUCCUGAGUUGGGACGGAUUCUGCUGAAGCUGAGACCAAUCAGAUCGUUCAGGGUUCAGGAACUUAAUUGCGUGCAGAGACGCUGAUAAUGGGCUAUAAUGACCUCGGAGGUCGAGCUCGUGUUGUGUUUGGUGCUCGUGUCCUGGAAAUGAGAACGUGUGUUUUCUCUCAGCUCUUCAUUAACUCGUAUUUAUUGGCUCACUUCUCUCCCUCGUCUCGUUGGAAUCUGAUUAUAUUUCCUGGGAUUGUGCAGCUUUUCCUUUCAUUUCUAUCAGGUUCCACUGUUUACUGGAAGUCUUCAGGGGCCCCACCUCCCGCCUCCCUCCUCCUCCUCCUCCUCCUCCUCCUCCUCCUCCUCCUCCUCCUCCUCCUCCUCCUCCUCCUCCUCCUCCAGGCCUGAUUCAGCUCUGAAACUUUUCAGCGACCGUUUGUCUUCCAGCAUUUUUUCUUCUUCCCUUUUCUUUCACUUGCGGCUCAGAGAGAAACAUCCAUUCAUUAAAGCUCCUCCUGAAGAUUUAGAGCCGAGAUUAAAUGUCUCUGCUGAGGAGACGAGAGGAAAGAGGAUAGAGGAAAGGAGAGGAGGAGGAGAGGAGAGGAGCUACCAGUGGGACCGGUCUAACUCCUGGAGGAAGGAGCUGCUGAACAGACUAGAAGCAAAAGCAAAAUAAAAUGUUGUGGCUUUUGUGCUGUAGCUCGGAGAUGACUGGUCCUCUCGGCCCGUCGUCGUGGAAACGGGAAGCGGUCCAGACGAGGCGAGGAGGUGUGAGGAGGAGGAGACGAGUCUGGAUCCGACCCUCAGUGUUUGUUAUGUUGGACACAUUUCAGCUCAGAGUCUCCAGACUGAGACGCUCUGUUCCCUUUAUGGGCCGAGGUUCAUUCAAGUGUUUAUUCAGUGUUUUAUACGUCAGGCCUUGUACAGAAGAAUCAUCAAAAUCAUUAUGUGAAGACAUGGUAGAAUUUGGAGCAGUAGCUUCAGUUGUGCAAAUGUAAAAAUAUUAAAAUAACAAUAAAAAAUAAAAUAUAAAACUGUGUAAAAUGUCCCGUCAUUUCCAAACUGUUCACGUUGACGUGUGAUAAAAAUAAAACAUUUAAAGUCUCA